Notodromas monacha is the source of this 2499-nucleotide messenger RNA. The record is from the annotation of a GenBank genome assembly. Lineage: Eukaryota; Metazoa; Arthropoda; Ostracoda; Podocopida; Cyprididae.
AUGAACAAGUUGUCUCUGAGUCUGCUGCUGUUCCUGUCACUGCUGGUUUUGGCCACCAGAGGUCACAAGCAUUGCUACUUCAAGAGUAGAGGUCACUACCACAGCAGAGGAUACCACAUGCAACAAUACCAACCAUCAAGGACUUUCUUUUCAAAAACAUCCCCAACAGCUUAUUCUUAUUUCAUCCAAGGGCCUCAUUUUCAAACCUACUUCAAGUCCCAACCUUCUUCCUAUUCUUAUGUCAAAAGAACCAGACCAACUGUCAAACAUGGCUAUCAACAUCAUCAUUAUCAGAGGAAACAAACAAUUCCUGUGAAUUAUUUUGUGCCUGUGAACAAAAGGGUUUAUACAUUCAGCAAAGGACAUGAACCUGUCAGGAAACCUGAAAUCCAAAAUUCUUCUCCUGCCACUCAUGGGCCAAUCACUUCUUCAACAGAGGGCAGCACUGAACCUACUACAAAAAGUCAAAGUUCUGAAGAUUCUGAUGAAAUCAGAAGACUGUUGGAUCUUGGAUUGGGGCAAAUUGAUGUCAGGUCAAAUCUUACCCCAAGAAACUCUUUCAAUGCUGGAAUCCCAGAGACCCAAGGGGAUAUUGAUACUGUGAAAGAAGAGGAUACUCCAAUGAAAACAUCAUCCCCAACAAGCAUUGAGGUUUCCUCAAAGAAACCCAAGCCUAUUGAUCCUGAAGAAGAUGGUGCUCCAAUUUUCAAAACACCAUCAAUUGUUGAGGAGUCCACAGAAGAAACAAAGCCUAGUGAAUCUGAAGAAGAUGGUCGUCCAGGGACAAAAUCACCACCAAUUAUUGAGAUGUCAACAACAGAAACAUCAAAACCCAAUGAAUCUGAAGAAUAUGGCGUUUCACAUACAAAAUCACCACCAAUGAUUGAGUUGUCAGGACCUAAUGAAUCUGAAGAAGAUGGUGUUCCAGUGACAAAAUCGCCACCAAUUGUUGAGAUGUCAACAACAGAAACAUCAAAACCUAAUGAAUCUGAAGAAGAUGGUGCUCCACUGACAAAAUCACCACCAGUUAUUGAGGUGUCCCCAUCAGAUGAAAGGAGCCCUAAAGGUUCUGUGGAAAGUGAUUCUCCAAUGACAGAGUUGCCACCUACAACUGAGGUGUCUGAAAAAGAACAAAACCCUGAACCACCGCGGACUGAACCACUACCUUCAAAUGAUGAAGCAGUGUCAUCUGAAUUUGAAAUUAUCGACCCCGUCAUCCCAGCGCCAUCUACCGUUGAAUCCGGAGAAAACUUCCGCGAAGAUCUGCCAGAUGAAGCGCUGCUAGACACAGAUGUCGCUCCUGUUGAGCGACUCAAGAGCUCCACUGAUGCUAUCCAGACAACAGUUCAGCCAUCUUCAAAAGAAGUUCAAAGGGAUUCCCGAAUCAGUGCAAAAAACAUGGAAAACAUGGGGGGUUGUUUGGAGGCAGUUUCAACGUUUAUGGAGGUGGUUACAAUCAUGGUUAUGGAGGAGGAGGCAUUUAUUCCCCCUAUGGAGGAGCAGGUGCAUACCCUGGAAUUGGUGGACCUGCUUUUAAUGGUUUCAAUGGAGGAGGUGGAAUUGGAGGACUUUAUGGUGGCUACCAAGGAGGAUACAAUCCAUUUAACUAUGGCUGAGCUGUGGACUCCUUGGAAAAUACUUAUGUCAGUAGUGGUUCUGCUCUUCCUGGUGUCCCUGGCUGCAACUUAUCCAGCAACCCAAGACAGUGAAGUGACAGUUGUUGAGACAGAUGAGACUGCUUCAACCAUUGCAGAAAUCUCUACAGUCAUUCCUGAGGAAGUGAAAGAGAAGAAAGACUUUGACAAUAUUAAGGAAACCGAUUCAGAUUCAGACUCCAGUGAGGAAAAAUACCACCUCAACAAUGGUUAUAAUGACUAUGGAACCUUUGGUGUGAGUGGAGGUGAAGGAUUUGCUGGAAAAGGUUUCAAUGACUAUGGCACCUUUGGAAAAAACUGGGACAAGGAUGAGCUUCAGCGGACGCGGACUUUGUUUUCCAGGUUCGCCAGUAGAGAUCCCGGCAUUGGAGCGUUUCCCGGAUACAGUAUUGAAACGCCGUUUGGACGCAGGUGUUGGACUGGGUCUAAAAAGCUUUGCUGCAACAAUGAAUUCUUUCAAACUUUCAACAUUGAUCUGAGGGGCAAUAAUGCCACAGAAAAGGCUCCAACAACUGAAAGGGAUUCAAGGUUCUUGGAUGACAACAAUUCCAGAAAAGAGCCACCAAGCUUCCCAAGACAACCAGGCAAUCCCAACUUUGGCCCAGAAGGGUUUGGUGAAAUUCCCACCAGGCCAAAAAUUCCUGGGGACAUUACCGAUCCCCAGAGAGGUUUGCCACCACCUGGUAGACAGCCAAACAGGUUCAACCCAGAAAGACCUCAGGGGAAUUACCUGCCACCAAGAUUCCCUGAUAAUUGAUAUGGAUUUACUCAUUAUAUAUAUCAAAGAAAUUGCGUUACUUGACCUUUGCUUUGAUGAUAAAUAAACAAUAUAUUGAAGUCAUUA